Molecule: messenger RNA, 1796 nt
Organism: Malurus melanocephalus (red-backed fairy wren)
Lineage: Eukaryota; Metazoa; Chordata; Aves; Passeriformes; Maluridae
Gene: ABHD11
Product: abhydrolase domain containing 11
Exons: 5
Coding region: 599-1420 (273 amino acids)
Cellular component (GO): mitochondrion
Source: RefSeq, a predicted model, not a curated record
UGCCCUCAGCCASAGCCGGUCACGAUCUCACGGGAUCCCGGCAUGGGUCAGUCUGGCAGGGACCACCGAAGCUCGUCUGGUCCCACGUCCCUGCUGAGGCAGGGUCAUCCCAGAGCACAGGGCACAGGGCUGUGUCCAGAGCGGUGUGGAAUAUCGCCAGGAAGGAAAAUUCUGCCCUCUCUCUGGUCUCUUUUCGGGGCUCGGUCCCUGCCCAAGGCAGAAGUUCUGUCUCCUGUACAGGGGAAUUCCCAGGGCUCAGUCCCUGCCCGUCCCUCUGGUGCCACUGCUGUGACAGCCAGGGAGCAGAGCUUGGCACUGCUUGGAGCCCUCCCUGCAGACACGGACACAGGGAUGAGGUCCCCUCUCAGCUGUGUCUCCUCUCAAGGCUAAACAGCCCCAGCUCCUUCAGCCUACCCUCGAUAGGGAGAUGCUGCAGUCCCCUCAUCAUCCUCACAGCCCCUACUAGCCCCGCUUUAGGAGCUCCAUGUCUCCCUUUUCCUGAGGAGCCCAGGACUGGACACAGUACUCCAAAUGUGCUUCACCAAGGCUGAGCAGAGAGGCAGGGCCCACUUCCCCCCUGCACCUCUGGCCAUACCCCAUGCCUCUCUCUCCCUGCAGUGCAGUGCCCCUGGCCCACGUGGAGGUAGAGGGUCACAGGGACCAGCCACCCCUCGUCAUGCUCCACGGGCUCUUUGGCAGCCAUGGCAACUUCCAGACGGUGGCCAAGACAUUGGUACGCCGUGGUAGYGGCAAGGUGCUGACAGUGGAUGCACGGAACCAUGGCAGCAGUCCCCACAGCCCCGUGAUGACAUAUGAAGCGAUGAGCCUGGAUGUGCAGCAGCUCCUGAACCGCCUGGGCMUCACCAAGUGCAUCCUCGUGGGACACAGCAUGGGGGGCAAGACGGCCAUGACGCUGGCCUUGCAGCGGCCAGACCUGGUGGAGCGCCUCAUCUCUGUAGACAUUGGUCCCACCACAACCRCCCCUGUGUCCGAAUUCUCUGCCUACAUCGCGGCUAUGAAGGAGGUGAAGGUGCCGGAGGGGCUGUCCCGCUCUGCAGCACGCCAGCUGGCUGACAACCAGCUGCAGCCUGUGGUCAAGCACCCACAGCUGAGACAGUUCCUCCUCACCAACUUGGUGGAGGUGGAGGGCCGCUAUGUGUGGCGGGUGAACYUGGAGGCUAUUUCCCGGCACCUGGCAGAUAUCAUGAACUUCCCUGUCUUCCACAAGCCAUAUCCUGGUCCUGCACUCUUCUUGGGAGGAUCCGACUCACCCUAUAUCAGCCCCAGAGACUACCCAGAGAUCCAACGUCUCUUCCCCAAGGCAGAGAUCCAGUACAUUAAAGGUGCGGGCCACAUAGUCCAUCAGGAUAAAUUUGAAGAAUUCAUCACUGCUGUCCUCAGGUUCCUGCCACAACUGUAGCACUGGGGACUAGGGCUUCUGCAAGGAUCGUGUGCGUCCUGUGGAAUUCUGGGCAGUGACGCAGGGCUUGGGCUCUGAGGAUGGGCUCARCUGGGACUGGCUGUUCUCACUGCAGUCUGAUCCUGCCUGCAAGGCCUUCUCCUGUCCUGGUUCUCCUGCAGCCAGAGUGGAGGCACCUCAGAUCUGCCACCUCGCAGGGACACGAGGUGGCACUGGCUCAGAACACUGUCCUUCCUGCACAGGAGUGUCAGGCACACAGAGUGGGCAGGAGAUCCCUCUCAUUUUCCUGCUGCCAGACCCGUCCAUGGAACUGGCUGAGACUUUGCAGAGUAUGCAAUAAAGCUGAAUCUGUGCCAAGGUUUAACAGGCGUUGGAU